Molecule: messenger RNA, 2044 nt
Organism: Danio rerio (zebrafish)
Lineage: Eukaryota; Metazoa; Chordata; Actinopteri; Cypriniformes; Danionidae
Gene: atf1
Product: activating transcription factor 1
Biological process (GO): DNA-templated transcription; regulation of DNA-templated transcription
Cellular component (GO): nucleus
Molecular function (GO): DNA binding; DNA-binding transcription factor activity; sequence-specific DNA binding
Source: RefSeq, marked provisional
AAAAAACCCUGAAGCCAUCUAGAAUUUUUCAAUGGAAACCGCCCAGCUUUAUUCAAUGCAUUAUUAAAUCAAUUACUUUUCCGCUUAUCCCUCUAAUACUGGCAUCUACGUAGACGGCGUCGUCGUUUCCAGGAGCGCUUCAAACGGAUAAGAGUGGCAAUGGAGGAGGUCCAGCACAAUAAUGGCUCUGAGUCUCAACCUGUUUCCGUCGCCACAACUAUAACUGCCUCUCACCUAUCACAGAUUGCCCAGAUGUCUCUGGGUGGUAAUCCAGUGGCUGUGGUUCAGCUGCCCAGCGGUCAGUUUCAAGUUCAAGGCGUGAUUCAGUCAGCACAGUCAUCAGUUAUCCAGUCUCCACCAGUACAAUCACAGGGCCAAGGGUCUGACAGUGACGAUUCUCAGGAAUCAAGCGACAGCGGAGCAUCAAAUCAGAAGUCAAGAGAGAUCUUAGCUCGGCGCCCAUCUUACAGGAAGAUCCUAAAUGAUCUGUCAGCGGAGGAGCUGGCAACUCAGAAUGAGGGAGAAGAGGAAAGUUCCACCUCCUCUGCCAUAACAAGCGUCUCACUCCCGACCCCAAUCUACCAGACAAGCACUGGCCAAUAUAUUGCGAUUUCAUCCAAUGGCUCUCUUCAGCUGGCCAGUGCUGGUUCAGAGGGUGUACAAGGCCUACAGACUCUCACCAUGUCCAACUCCAACCCAAGCCAGCCAACUAUACUGCAAUAUGCUCAGACUGCCGACGGACAACAGAUUCUGCUGCCUAGCAACCAGGUGGUUCUCCAAGGUGCAGGAGGAGAAAUGCAAGCUUAUCAGAUCCGCUCCUCUUCCUCCUCGCUGCCUCAGACUGUUGUCAUGACUUCACCUGUUAUCAACUCUCAGGGCAAGAGCGACGACCCACAAAUGAAGAGAGAGAUACGGCUGGCCAAGAACAGGGAGGCAGCCAGAGAGUGUCGCCGAAAGAAAAAGGAGUAUGUGAAGUGUUUGGAGAACCGCGUGGCUGUGCUGGAGAAUCAGAACAAGACUCUUAUCGAGGAGCUCAAGACAUUAAAGGACCUGUACUGUGUUAAAACUGGCUAGUGGGAGAUCCCUCCAAUCACGCUAAUGGGACUUUGCUGGCAGACCUGUGUGUCUGCUUAUGUGCUUACACAAACACAGACAGGGACUUUUUUCUGGCAAGAGGAAUACAUUUAUUCCUCCUGUCGAAUGCUUGUUUUUAUACAGCUCAUUUUUAACUAAUAGCCUAAGAACGAUUGACCAGAAACAACAGCAACAAUUACGCUUUUAAAAAUAGAUGGAAAGAGGGAUUCGUUUUUUUCCAUUAACAUAUUUUUAUUUGCCGUCGACAGAUGUUUAUAUUUGUGUAUGUAUCUUGUGCAAGCGUUGGCACGUCUACACUGGGAGAUCUUGCUUUAUUCUUGACCCAUUUGGUUUUUCCAGGGAAGUUUUGAAUGUUAAUUUUAUUGAAGCGCUAGCUGAGCGCAUUAGCUGUCUGUUGAGGUGACAGACUGGUAUUUUUACACCUUAUCUCAAAUGCGCUUGUAUGUAUGAAAAUUGUGACGCAAUUGUGUUUUUUUUUUUCAAGUCAUGCAGCUGUGUUCUUUGCAUUUAUUUUGUGCUAUUUACCCCUUUAUAGGAAGCUCUGGCAUUCCUAUCCCCAUUCCGUAUUUUGUUUUACGUUUAGUGAGACAUUUUCUACAGAGACUGAGCAGAUUUUAAGGUGAGGACUUUCAGCUUUACUAUUAUUGGUAACAUUCAAGUCAUUAAGUCAUUUUAAGCCUUAUUGUGGACUGAUAGACUAAUCAUGUAGAAUUGAAACCUUUUUAGUCCAAGCCUUGGUAAUAUGUCUAACUGGUCUUUAAGCCAUUCACACACUUGGGUUGGGACCGUGUUGGCUUUUAGCUGAUUAAUAGACCCGAGGCUUACCACUGUUUAUAAGCCAAGCUGUUACACGACAAUCGAAUCAGGGAGCAUACGAUGAAAAACAAAACAUACAAUGUCACUUGUUUUAGGUAAAGUGAAUCUAAAUAAAUAUUUUUCCAGCCUUUAA